Puccinia graminis f. sp. tritici CRL 75-36-700-3 is the source of this 297-nucleotide messenger RNA. RefSeq lists its product as uncharacterized. The record is from RefSeq and is a predicted model, not a curated record. Lineage: Eukaryota; Fungi; Basidiomycota; Pucciniomycetes; Pucciniales; Pucciniaceae. The coding region runs from base 1 to 297 and encodes 98 amino acids. The transcript has 2 exons.
AUGACUGCCUACGAUACGUUCCUCACUCCCGCCGAACUAGAGGCCUUCGAAGAAGGAAUCUUCGCCAAUGAACCGAACAUUGUGGAUACGUCUAGGCAAGAUGCCUUCAUUGAUACAAUCUUCGAUUUCAAUUUGUUUGAAACCGCUCCACCGCAACCCGAUAACGAUGUGAUCGAAAUUGAAGCAACGCUGGGCCGCUACACUAACCGUAGCGCGGAAUUCCGCCACGACACCGCUAACGCUACGCGUGUGGGCCGCAAAAAAGGGCCCACUACGCUGCGCUACAGCAGUUUUUAG